Messenger RNA from Frieseomelitta varia, 2193 nucleotides. Its product is annotated as fructose-bisphosphate aldolase-like. Gene Ontology annotation, cellular component: cytosol. The record is from RefSeq and is a predicted model, not a curated record. The transcript has 6 exons. Lineage: Eukaryota; Metazoa; Arthropoda; Insecta; Hymenoptera; Apidae. Gene Ontology annotation, biological process: glycolytic process; fructose 1,6-bisphosphate metabolic process. The coding region runs from base 1 to 1122 and encodes 373 amino acids. Gene Ontology annotation, molecular function: fructose-bisphosphate aldolase activity.
AUGAAGCGAUUAGGAGAUAAAUGUUAUUGCAAAGAUAAAAUAUCAUCGCCUGUUACCAAAUAUACGGAGCUAGAACCAGCGCUUUGCCAAGAAUUGCAAAAAAUCGUGGAUGCGCUUAUAGUACGAGGAAAAGGACUAUUAGCUUCUGACGAGUCUCCUUCGUCUUUGCAAAAGCGAUUCGAUGAUCUGGGCGUGAAAAAUACCGAAACUAAUCGCCGCGAUUAUCGACAAAUGUUAUUCAGUGCUGAUAAGUCUCAAUUUUCAAAAUACAUAAGCGGUGUUAUUCUACAUCACGAGACAGUGUAUCAAAAAACGACAGAUAACGUCGAAUUGAUCGAAUUGCUACGUGAGAGAGAUGUCGUACCCGGCAUUAAGGUCGAUAAGGGGCUUGUCCCAUUAUUUGGUUCGAAGAACGAGAAUACUACGGAAGGCCUGGACAAUUUGCAAGAGAGAUGCAUUCAGUAUAAACGAGAUGGUUGUCACUUUACCAAAUGGAGAUGCACGUUCACAAUCUCGGAGACAACGCCGAGUCAACUGGCCAUGGUUACGAAUGCGAACGUCCUUGCAAGAUAUGCCAGUAUAUGUCAGAGUGCACGAAUGGUACCUAUAAUAGAACCAGAGAUAUUAAGUAAUGGUAACCAUGGCAUAAACAGAGCGUUAGAAGUUCACGAAGAAGUACUAUCCAUUUUAUUUCGUACUUUGCAAGAGCAUCGUGUUUACCUUGAAGGCAUGAUCCUGAAGGUAGCGAUGGUUUUGUCGGGAAUUAAAAAUUCUGUCAAUUGCAAUCCUCAGAUUAUUGCUGAAAAUACGAUAACAGCUCUUCAGAGGACAGUGCCACCAGCAGUACCAGCUAUUGUAUUUUUAAGUGGCGGACAAUCGGAUGAAGAUGCCGUUGUAAAUUUAAACGCUAUUAACGCUUACGAAGGGAGAAAACCUUGGCCUCUUACGUUUUGCUAUGGCCGUGCUUUACAAAACACAGUCAUGGAAACGUGGAGUGGAAAUUCAGAAAAAGUGGAAGAUGCUCAGGCAGUCUUUUUGGAAAGAGCAAGGCUCUGUUCGCAAGCUUCAGUGGGAGAAUUAGAUCCUGAAAACGGCGUAUGCACCAAGAAGAGCUCUCGUUAAAACAAUCGAUCAGUUAACAUAUGCAUAAUGCUCGAUAAAUUGCAAUUAUGCAUACGUAUAAUAGAAGUGAAUGUCAUAAUUCUUUUCAAUAUUAGAUCUUCAGUUGCGUCAUGCAAAUGCCAAUUGCCAAUUGCUUGUCUGUUCAUUCGAAUAGAGUUGAUAUCUAGCGCAUCUUAUCAAUGAACUUUAUUGUGCAAUAAUAAAGAUAUUUCGACGAAAAACAGCUCGCAUUUCUUUAGUGACUGUGUGACAGUACGUUAACCUUUACAACGAGAAGUUUCAUCAGUAAAUUCGACGAAUGUCACGCAAGGUGCCCUUGACUGACCUCUAAAGCAGAGAUGCUCAAUCGGAGGCUCUCACGACGAUACGUGCGAGUAGAGUCGUAUAACGUUCGGGAAUUUGCUCCGUUAGUGGUCGAUACGUCAUUUCUAUGGAUCCCCACCAACCAUAGUAUUAUGUACCCCUUAUCCUUCUAGACCCUAAGUUUUAUGAACCGGAUCAUCAACACGUGCGCUCGGCAAUGUCGUAUAUAGUACACUUAUAUUACGACUUGGACAUAUUUAUUUUUAACUCGUUUUCUUGAUAGAUAUAAGAUGGAACCGUGCAAAAGAUAAAUGCAGAAAUAUCAUGCAAAGAUAUUAUGUGAUGUAGUACAUUCAUAGGAAAUAUGUUUACACAUGCUUUUGCUCGAUAUAUGCACAUGUAAUGAACAACAUAUAAAUAGGAUGACAUUAAUCGUUGGAUUAUUGUGAAAUGAUUUUAAUUAUAGUACUUGUAUUUAUUUUCGUGAUAGAUCUCGUUAAAAUUACUAGAAAUAGAUCUCGUUAAAAUUACUAGAAAAACCUUGCAACUGAGAAUUUCGUUGUUAAGUAUGAUCGUCAGAAUAAUCUCAUUUGGAACAUCUAUUGUAUAAGCCUAAUUUUAAGUACUUCGUGUGAUGCAUAUUUGAACAAAUAGCAAUAACGAAAUAUUCUAUAUACCAAACAUUGUUAAAAACAAUAAAAUGAACUUUCUCACGUACGCAAGUAGAAAUGAUCUCUGGUAUUAUUUUUCUGCAGAAAGUACGAAAGA